GGGUUCUUUUCAAACUAAAUGCGCUCCCAGAGUCACACCUGCAUAUCCCUGCCACGUCGGGCAGGACCACUGGACCAGUAUAAAAUGGACCGGCAUAAAAUGCGCUUCCCCUUGAAGCUGAAGCUGGUUUCGGGCCUUGUGAUCGUAUUCUCUCUCCCAGCCAAUCGCCGACUCAGACUAAUCAAUGAGAAAUAUCCUGGCAGGCUUGGUGCUCUCGAGCACGCUUGUCGCCCGUGCGUGGGCGGGGCAACCAGCUCAUAUUUAUGGUGUUAAUUUGGGUUCAUGGUUAGUCCUAGAGCCAUGGAUGCUUCCUCAAGAGUGGUUGGAUAUGGGCGGACAGUCAUGUGCAGAUUGUUCGACAUGCAUUGCAAGCGAGUCGGCAUUUGCAAAGGCCUAUCCCGACACAGUCGAUACUACAUUCGCUCAACACUGGGACACAUGGUUUACAGAGAGCAAUGUCGACACACUGAAGGCGGCUGGUAUUAACACGGUCCGGGUUCCUCUGGGAUAUUGGAUUGUGGAGGCUUUAGUCGAUCGGUCACACGAAUCAUACCCUCGGGGCGGUCUUAAAUAUUUGCGCCGGGGCUUGAGCUGGUUGAAAGAUGCUGGGAUCCAUGCGAUUCUGGAUCAUCACGCAUUACCCGGUGUUCAAGUGCCUGGGCAAAUGUUCACUGGAAAUUGCACUACUGAUGUUCAAUUCUACACUUCAUACAACUACCACCGUGCACUGGUGUGGACAGCGGUCAUGACUACGCUUUCUCACCUAGACCCUAAUUUUGGAAGUGUCUUUGCGAUCGAGGCAAUCAAUGAACCCAUCAUGAACGCGGCUCUAACACCCAACUAUGGCACCUUCCAAAAGAACUUCGUCCAGACAAUGCGUGCCGUCGAGCUCACACUCGGAAUCCCUGUGCCGUCAUCCAGUUUAUCGGUAUCGAUAUCGGCGUCCCUCUCAAACAACUUCACCGCUGCAUUGAGCGCAACAUCCUCGGCAACUGCCUUCACGGCGGAAGUUCAAGCGGCACUUGCAGAUGCCAUUCCGAUUCUACAGGAGAUUGGAGCAGAAUACGAUAUGCAGACCAUAUUCGAAGCAUCGUCCUUCAAGAAGUCCCGUAGUUCAUUGGUGGCGAACUUCAUGGAUGUGAACUGGCAGUACAACAACCCCUCUAACCCAGCUGACGUCGCGAUUGGCCCCCAAGCAUAUGACAACCAUUUGUAUUACUCGUUUGGUGGAGUCGCGGAUGCCAAUCCGACGGCCUACAUGAUCAGUAUCUGCAAUCUUACACGCAUCCAGAGCGAUGCAGCAGUUGGUAACUCCCCGCUCUGGUUCGGAGAGUGGGGUCUUCCGACGCAGUUCAAUGCCACGGACGCGUUCCUUUACCAGUGGGCUGACGCACAAAAGUUGGCCUAUAGUAAGGGUGCUGGAUGGAUUUUCUGGAACUUCAAAACCGAGAUAUCGACCCUCACCAACGGGAAUGCUCUUGCAAGGCAAUGGUCAUACCUUGAGGGGUUGGAACUCGGAUUCUUGACCCAGGACCCCGCGGCGCUCCAUGAUCCGAACGUGUGCGUUCCAUACUUGAACGGCACCUCGAACAGCACCAGUUCAUGAUGUGCGUCUUCCGGUAACUUAUCUACUAAGUAAGCGAUGGCGCAGAGCGUACCCUAUAUCGAUUCCUGCUACAUUUUAUAUACCACUCCUUUAUUCCACGUUCAUUUUUCAUUCCUUUUCUCAUUAAUAUUCUAUUAAGCAUGACGGUGAUAUGAGGUUCAUUCCAUAGAAUGAUACAUACCCGUUCAUCACGCGCUCUUUUUAUCACACAUUCUUUUUAGACACGACGGUAAUCUCAGAGAAGUUGUUCAUAGUAUACUUGAUAUACAGCCGAUUUCGUUUUCAAAACGAAGGGAGCACCUAGCCACCAUAUGGUCUUAUGGGAAGGAAGAGCAAAGGAAGAGUGUCGUUAACUUCGGGUUUACCGUUUGGAAGCGAUACAUGUCUAAAACAGGAGAUGCAGGGGUACCGGUACCCGGUUUAUCAUAAGCUCUUUCCUUGACUC
Messenger RNA from Suillus clintonianus, 2051 nucleotides. RefSeq names its product glycoside hydrolase family 5 protein. Gene Ontology annotation, molecular function: beta-glucosidase activity. Gene Ontology annotation, cellular component: extracellular region; cell surface. The record is from RefSeq and is a predicted model, not a curated record. The coding region runs from base 185 to 1606 and encodes 473 amino acids. The transcript is spliced from 15 exons. Gene Ontology annotation, biological process: glucan catabolic process. Lineage: Eukaryota; Fungi; Basidiomycota; Agaricomycetes; Boletales; Suillaceae.